This is a messenger RNA of Drepanopeziza brunnea f. sp. 'multigermtubi' MB_m1, 543 nucleotides long. Lineage: Eukaryota; Fungi; Ascomycota; Leotiomycetes; Helotiales; Drepanopezizaceae. The record is from RefSeq and is a predicted model, not a curated record.
AUGUCUGAGCGGCCUCACGAUCUAACCGGAAGACCCCUAACUCUCAUCCCCCCACUGAAAAUAAAGAGAAAAUGCGUUAUCAAAGACGUCGCCUCGUCGGAGGUGAUCGUGCAAGACGAUGUAUCGAGACAAGGUAGCGCCAGCGCCAGCUCACGUGAACUUGGAGAGCGACGCGAGAUCAGCGAAGAAUAUGAGUUCCAAAAGAUGGCCGAAAUUGAAAAAAGGUUAGAACUUGAGAAGAGGUUUGAAGUUGAAGAAGAGCUUGAACUCCAAGAGAGGCUUGAGAAGUACUGUCAUUUCUUCACCGACGAGCCUCCGAUGGACGAACUUCCAAAACGUUGCAUCAAAGACUUCGAAAGAGUACACCGGGAAUGGUACGAUGAUCUCGUUUUCCGAAGACUUCGAAAAGACCUCAAACAUGCCCCCGAGGAGACCGGGCCAACGCAGUACAGAAGUUGGGCGAUUGUGCAGGAGUUUUGGGACGACAUAAGGAAGAGUUUGAGCAUCGAAGACUCUGAGUUUUCCACACCGAGCCUCCAUUAA